Molecule: messenger RNA, 1512 nt
Organism: Penaeus monodon (black tiger shrimp)
Lineage: Eukaryota; Metazoa; Arthropoda; Malacostraca; Decapoda; Penaeidae
Product: extensin-like
Exons: 5
Coding region: 1-1296 (431 amino acids)
Cellular component (GO): extracellular region
Molecular function (GO): chitin binding
Source: RefSeq, a predicted model, not a curated record
AUGUCGAGUCGUCAAGGUAUGAGGUUAAGCAUUGCCUGGACAGAAAGUGUGCUCACCAAGAGAAAGACGAGGCGCCAGAUCUACUACCCGAGCGUCGACUACGACCUCGAGCCUACCCGCCCCUCCAGGAAGACGGGUCACCUGCCCAUCGCCCCGCACUACCCCGUGGAGGACGCGUCUCACGAGGCCCCGGCGCCUUCGCACGCCCCUCCAGCGCCUGCUUACAAGCCUCCGACGCCGUCCUAUGAGCCCGAACCAGCGUAUAAGCCCCCAGCGCCUGCUUACAAGCCCGAACCAGCGUAUAAGCCUCCUACCCCAUCCUACCGGCCUGAACCAGCCUACAAGCCCCCAGCGCCUGCUUACAAGCCUCCUACCCCAGCCUACAAGCCUGAACCAGCCUACAAGCCUCCUACCCCAGCCUACAGGCCCCCAGCCCCCGGUUACAAGCCCCCUACGCCAGCCUACCAGGAACCUGCCUACAAGCCGAAGCCAACGUACGAGGAACCCCACGGGGACGGACCCUACAAGCACAAGAACACCAUCCCCGGGGAACCUGGCGUCGACUACCCCGUCUAUAAUGAGAUCCCUUACACAAAAUUUACAUGUGCUGGCGUCCCCUACCGCCCAGGCAUGUACGCUAACCCAGAGGCAGGAUGUCAGGUGUACCACGUGUGUGACGACGACAGGUAUGGCCCACAGGGAGCCCAGUUCCUCUGCACUAACGGUACGAUCUUCAACCAGGAGACCUUCAGCUGUGACUGGUGGUAUAACGUGGACUGCGACAAAGCUACUUAUUUCUACGAGCUGAACACCGACCCCGAGCACAACCCUUACUACCAAAAGCCCUACGAGGGACCCCUUCACAUUCCCUCCUACGGACCGGCCGCCCACAAGCCCGAGCCAUACCACCCACCCAAGCCCUCUUACGUCGCCCCUGCCAAGCCAUCCUACCACGCCCCCGCACCCAAGCCCAGUUACCACGCCCCCUCCCCAAGGCCCUCGUACCACGCCCCCAAGCCUAGACCUACUUAUCACGCCCCCAAGCCUAGGCCUACUUAUCAAGCGCCCUCUCCCAGGCCUACUUACCACGCGCCCUCACCUAAACCCACCUACCACGCGCCCUCACCUAAGCCCACCUACCAUGCCCCUGCCCCCACCUACAACAAACCCUCACCCCCACGCCCCUCAUACCACCGCCCAGAGCCCUCAUACCACCCGCCAGCGCCCUCAUACGGUCGAGAGGACCCUGACCCUUAUGAUGCCGCAGCUGACUUCGAGUGGGGCUCCAGAACAUAGAUUAAUAAAUAUAUAAAUAUGAUAAAGGAAUAAUGAGAGCUUGCACUAAAAAAUGGAAAGAGGAGAGUGAAUAAGAAGUGAGCGCGAAUGUAAAGUUUCUGAAUAAUUUUGAUUUUUUAAUGUAUCUACUGGUAUUGAACUGGUCAGUUGAUGAAGAUUCUAUUUAUUUGUGAUAUAUAGUUCUAUACUUUUAAAUAUAUAUAACUAAUGACUAAA